Molecule: messenger RNA, 1163 nt
Organism: Camellia sinensis
Lineage: Eukaryota; Viridiplantae; Streptophyta; Magnoliopsida; Ericales; Theaceae
Product: stem-specific protein TSJT1
Source: RefSeq, a predicted model, not a curated record
AUCUCUCUCCUCUCUCUAUCAUCUUUCUCUGUGAGCUUACUUACCCAGCGAUCUUUUUUGCCUUUUGUGAUUUUCCAAUCAAGAACAGACCAAGAAAAUGCUAGCAGUGUUCCACAAAUCGAUUGCUAAGAGCCCUGAGGCUCUGCAGAGUCCUCACUCUGAGGCAGUCAGUUCUCUGAAAGAUGGGUUUCUGGCUCGACACUUCUCGUCCGUAUACCCUGGUUUAGUCACCAUCAACCUCGGUGCUUCUGGCCUCAUGGCCUAUUCCAUGGACAAGCAAAACCCUCUUCUUCCAAGAUUGUUUUCUGUUACGGACGACGUAUUCUGCAUGUUUCAAGGCCACAUUGAGAAUGUUGCUCCUCUUAAGCAGCAGUAUGGAUUAAACAAGACUGCAAAUGAAGUCAUCAUUGUUAUGGAAGCUUACAGGACUUUGAGAGAUAGAGGUCCGUAUCCUGCAGAUCAAGUUUUGGGGGAUCUGCAUGGGAAGUUUGCAUUUAUUCUCUAUGAUAGCUCUUCAAAAACUACUUUUGUAGCUGCUGAUGCCGAUGGGAGUGUUCCGUUCUUCUGGGGAGCUGAUGCUGAAGGGAAUAUUGUGCUUUCAGAUGAUGUAGAGAUUGUGAAGAAGGGCUGCUGCAAAUCCUUUGCACCAUUUCCAAAAGGCUGCUUCUUUACAACCUCUGGGGGCCUGAGGAGUUUCGAGCACCCCCUUAAUGAGUUGAAGCCAGUGCCGAGGGUUGAUAGCUCAGGUCAGGUGUGCGGUUCAACUUUUAAGGUGGAUGCAGAGUCUCGGAAGGAAACUGGUGGGAUGCCUAGAGUUGGGAGUGCUGCCAACUGGUCCCAACACUACUAGCUCAUAACCAGCUCCAUUAUGGAAGGCUUUUAUUAUUAGUUAGCUUUCCAUCUUUCUACUUUUCCCAUUUUCUUUCAUGUUCUUGUCUAGAAGACUGCUGCUUUAAUGGGUAUAGAGCUUGAUGUGCUAACCAAGAUAUGCCCAAUGCCGGUAUACAUGUUGCUUACUGUUUCAAUUUAAUCUGGUACAUCAAUAUGAAGCUUUUUCUGGGCUCAAAAGACCUAUUAUAUGGAAUAAUAUCACAUUGGCAUGGAGGCUUGUAUUUGGGAAAUUGUUAAUUUGAUGCGUUGUUGACCCUUCCUACUCUGUUAAA